Messenger RNA from Arabidopsis lyrata subsp. lyrata, 1885 nucleotides. RefSeq names its product transcription factor bHLH67. Gene Ontology annotation, molecular function: DNA-binding transcription factor activity, RNA polymerase II-specific; RNA polymerase II cis-regulatory region sequence-specific DNA binding; protein dimerization activity. The transcript is spliced from 4 exons. Gene Ontology annotation, biological process: regulation of transcription by RNA polymerase II. Lineage: Eukaryota; Viridiplantae; Streptophyta; Magnoliopsida; Brassicales; Brassicaceae. The coding region runs from base 608 to 1693 and encodes 361 amino acids. The record is from RefSeq and is a predicted model, not a curated record.
AAGUAAAAUUCAAAAUCCACACUUUAGAAACCUUACAUCUAUUAAAGGUUUGAAUCAUUAGAACAUGAUGGAUGCAUGCAAAUGCAACAUGGUUUCUGUAUAAAGUUUAGCUUUUUGAGUCUUGAAGAAAAGGAAUGGUGUGGUAUGGGAAUAGUGAAGAAAGGAUGAUUGAGACAUCAUGAGAAAGGAUGACACAAACCCAAUGGAAGCUCUCUUACCCAUGACAUGUCUCUUUUUUACCUUCUUCUUCUGUGUAAUUUAGAAUUGUCCCCACAAACUCUGUCUCCACUUCAAGACAAAACUGCUUCCACCAAUAAUAUCUCUCUCUCCUCUGCUCUGCUCAGCCUCACCAACUCUUACAGUACCCAAAUGCAUCUAUUUUUCUUACCUCUCUGUUUUUUACAGCUCCUCUGUUUCCACUCUACUCUCAAUAGCUUUAGUAAAGACUCACUGUUCUAUAUAAAGCUAACAGUUACAAGUCCAGAAAAGCUCAGAAUCAGAAGAGAGUACAUGAGUUUCCUCUUCUGCCUCUUUGGUGAUUCUUAGCAUUUAUUAUUACUCACUCAUCCUGUGUUCAUUACAUUACAUACCAAACAAGAGCUCUCAAAUGAAAAGGUUUCAAGGACACAUCAACCCCUGUUUUUUCGAUCGAAAACCGGAUGUGAGAAGCCUAGAAGUUCAAGGAUUUGCAGAGGCUCAAAGCUUUGCCUUCAAAGAAGAAGAGGAAGAAAGCUUACAAGAUACAGUUCCAUUUCUACAGAUGCUGCAAAGUGAAGACCCCUCAUCGUUCUUUUCAAUCAAAGAACCAAACUUUCUAACACUAUUAUCUCUUCAAACCCUCAAAGAGCCUUGGGAACUCGAAAGCUUUCCGGAAUCUGAUUCACCGAGGCAAUCCGAGACUAACUGCUUCUAUCAGAAACCGAUUUCAGCAUCAUCCAUGGAAGGAGCCAAUCAAGCCUUGUCAAGCCAAGAACCUUUCUUAAGCCAAGCAAUCAUGACACUCCCUUCUUCUACCUCAUCACCACUCACUGCAAAUUCAAGACGUAAGCGCAAAAUCAACCACUUGCUGCCACAAGAAAUGACUCGAGAAAAGAGAAAGAGGAGGAAAACAAAACCAAGUAAAAACAUUGAAGAGAUUGAGAAUCAAAGAAUAAACCACAUCGCUGUCGAACGAAAUCGAAGACGUCAAAUGAACGAACAUAUCAACUCUCUCCGUGCCCUUCUCCCACCUUCCUACAUCCAACGAGGAGACCAAGCUUCCAUAGUAGGAGGAGCGAUAAACUACGUGAAGGUUCUAGAGCAAAUCAUACAAUCUCUUGAAUCGCAAAAGAGAACGCAACAAGAAAGCAGUGAGGUAGUAGAAAACGCAAUUAAUCAUCUCUCAGGCAUUUCGUCGAACGCCUUGUGGACAACUCAAGAAGAUCAAACUUAUAUCCCCAAAAUCGAAGCUACAGUGAUACAAAACCAUGUCAGCCUUAAAGUUCAAUGCCCGAAGAAACAAGGACAACUUCUCAAAGGAAUCAUUUCACUCGAAAAGCUUAAACUCACUGUUCUUCAUCUGAAUAUCACCACUUCGUCUCAUUCCUCUGUUUCUUAUUCCUUCAACCUCAAGAUGGAGGAUGAGUGCGAAUUAGAAUCAGCCGACGAGAUUACGGCGGCGGUGCAUCAGAUUUUCGAUAUUCCGACGAUUUGAUUAAAACACAUAUGGCCAAAAUAUAAUUCCAAAAAAUAUUAGCAGCUGACAAAAUGGUAUCUUUUUUUUUUCCUACGUGUACUAUUUUUUUAAGAAUUAAGAGAAUAAAAAUUCGUUUUUCGUUCUUUCAUUUUCCUACUGACAGAAUUAAAUUCUGUUUUGUUCGUAUAUUAUUGGAUUGUUCGAUUAUUA